GAAAAGAGGUUAUGUAACAGUUUAGAAGUUCAGCAUAGUUUACAAUGGCGUGGGGAGAGUUUGUAAAGAAAUUAGCUAUUUUUGGGUUAUUAUGUUUAGUUAUACCUGUAAACAUUGAUAAAACCAAUACAAAAGAGGAGCGUCUUUUAUUUGAAGCGUACAUUAAGAAAUACAACAAGCAUUACAAGAAUAAUACCGAAGAAUACCACACUCGACUCAGACAUUUUCGGAAUGCUCUGGAAAACAUCGACAAACUGAACUCACAGCAUGGAAAAGGUGACCACGCAAUGUACGGAUUGAAUGAAUUUUCCGACCUUUCUCCGGAAGAGUUCUCCAAACGUCAUCUCAGAAAAGUGUCAGCGGAAAAGAUACGAAGUCAUUCACACACUCGAAGAAAACCGUCCGCUGAUGAAACCACUUCAAAACCGUUGCUCAAGCUUCCCGCCGGUAUACUGCCUGACAAAGUAGAUUGGCGAACUAAGGGAGUAGUGACACCAGUCCGUAAUCAGAAGUUAUGUGGUGCUUGUUGGGCUUUUUGUACAAUUGAAACUAUGGAAUCCAUGCUGGCAAUUAAGAAUGGAACUCUUCUCAGUCUCAGCGUUCAAGAGGUGAUCGACUGCGCUGGAUAUGGAAACCAGGGAUGUAAUGGAGGAGACAUCUGCAGUCUGGCCCAAUGGCUGAAAGACAAUAAGAUCAAAGUGACCAAGGAGAAGAUCUAUCCACUAACAUUGCAGGAUGGAACUUGUAAAAUACAAAAGGCUGUCUCUGGUGUACAAGUGUCAGACUAUUCAUGCUCAUCACUGGUCAGGAAUGAGGACGAGAUGCGUCGUCUGCUGGCGUUUCACGGGCCGCUGGCGGUGGCAGUGAACGCGCUGACUUGGCAGUUCUACGUGGGCGGUGUUGUGCAGUUCCACUGCAGCGGCGACCCCUUCGAGCUGAACCACGCUGUGCAGAUUGUGGGAUACGACAUGACGGCUCCAACGCCACACUACAUAGUGCGCAACUCGUGGGGUCCCGCCUGGGGCGACAAAGGCUACGUCAAGAUCGCCAUAGGCGACAAUGUUUGUGGUAUCGCCAAUGACGUCAUAUCUUUGGAUGUAACGUAGAUGGAACAAAAAAUGUAUAAAACUCCAGAAUCAAAUGCUGUAAUGCUAUGCAAGUGAGAAAUAUCAAUAUUUUAUACAUUCGAUUUUCAAUGUAUUAUACAACUGAUCAAAUGCAAUAAUCAGGCUAAUGUACUUCUUAUACUGUAUACCUACCUACUUUUAAUGUAUUACAUUUCAAUGAUCAAAUUUUAUGAUCAAAGGCAAUAACUACUAGGUAAUAUUUGUACUACUUCAAACGGAAAGAAAUUACAAUAUUUUAUAAGUCGAGUUAUUAAUAUGGAUGCAUCUAAUCCCAUAAUAACUAUAUAUCUUUCAAGGUUUUUAGAACUUUUUAUUUUUGUAGAAAAUCAUGACAAUAAUGUUGUUAUCAAUGUAUUUGCUACCUUAAAUCAAGGUAUUCUGAAUGCAUUGGCUCCGACUAUAUUAGAAGUAGUAUAUGUAGGUUGACUAAUUUGAAUAUAUGAAUGUUUUCACUUUUUUAUGGAUAUUGAUCGAAUUAUCAUAUUAUCCAUUUUUUAUCUGUUGAUUCAAAAAUGCAGAAGUGGAAAUCUUUACAAUAAUUCACUGAUUGAUAACAAUUUCCACAUUGAUCAAAGGUUAUCUAAAAUUAGAUUCUAUUCACAUUUGAAAAAUAAUAUUUGUGAAAAACAAACUAUAAUUUAAAAUUUAUAAUUCAAAUUUUAAAUUUUUCAUUAGAAUUUUUAUUUUGUCAAUAUUUAUUGAGAAAAAUAUGCUCAUUUAGUAAUAUGAAAAAUGAUUCGUCAAAUUGAACAAUUUAGCUACUAGGAAAGUUAUUACAUCUAGUUCAUGAUUUUUUAUGUAAAUUUAAUUCAUUCCAUUGUUGUACUUCAAUAUUUUGACUGUGAUAAUCAAUUACUAUAAGAAUUUAUUGUAAUAGCUAGCAUUUGAACAGAUCAAUUAUAUUGUUGGCGUAAGUUUUAUUGUAGUGACAAAUUUAUGUAGUUCUAGGAUAGUUUUAUUGUCAUUUUUUGUUGAAAUCGUUCAUUUCAAAACAAACCUGGAAUUCUGGAAAGUAUUAUAAGAAUGUUUAAUUUGCAGUAUAUUAUUGGCUAUAAAUUUUAUGUAUCAAAGUUUAUAAAGAAACAUAUAAGAAAAUAAUUAUGUGUAAUACUUUGUCUUGUCUUCAAGGAAAUUUCAUGUUUAUUUUAUAAAUAUAGAUAUAUUAUUUAUAAUAGAUGAUUGCAGCUUGAAAGUAUUAAAUUAAAGUUACUUACACAAGCAAUUGAAGCCUUGAUAUUAGAUUGCAACUGAAAGUAUUCUUGUUAUAAUUAUCAAUUAUUCUAUUGUGAUAUUGAAGGUUUUAUUGUAAAAUGAGUUCUUAUUGAUUAUUCCAUAGUUAUAAAAUAUUUUAAAUAUUAAUAUGGUAUAUUGAAUAUCAAUAUAUUAAAACUUUAUAAAAUAUUGAAAGUAAGCCAUUCAUUUUUGCCUCAUUUUAUAUAAUUGAGCAAGGAUUGAUGUAAUCAAAACUGAUCAAAAUUACAUGAAAUUCUUAAUUGCUCAAGAUGAAAAGCAGGGUAGACUAAUGAAUCUUGAACUCUUAAAAUUAUAAUCAUAAAAUAAAUCAUCAUUCUUAAAAUUAUUAUGAAGGAAAUGUUAUUUCCUUUGAAUGAAUGGUGUAAAUAUAACUCCAUGAAAUAAACAAAGCUCUGUGAUUUUCUAAUUAUAAUUCCAUGACAGGAAAAAUUCUAUCAUCUGAUUUUUUCACUUUCUUUCUCUUUCAAUCAAAUAUAGUCUUUUGCCUUACAUUAUUGCAUGAAAACCUCAAUGUUUGUAAUUUGAAUAUUUAAACAAUAAUUUAUAUUUAGAACAAGUGUCUUAUUCAAGUGCCAAUACUUAUAGAUAAUAUUUAAGUAAAAAAAAAGGAAAUUCGUAUGGCUUUUGUUGGUGGGGAGUCCCUUGCGGGAAGGUCCCACCGCCUGAAUAUAUAAUUUGAGCCGUAAAUAUUUAAGUAAUCUUUAUUUUUUCAACAGUAUUUUAAAAACUGUGAAUAAAAUACUAAAAAACAGUAUUGUUAAUUCUAAAAGUAUCUUAUAAAAUUCAGAAAUUUUUCAGUUCCAGUUUGAAAGUUUCAAAUUUCUCGUUCUAACUUUUUUUUCAUGUUAGAUUAUUUAUUCUAUAUGUGUAUUAUUUGUUCAUAACUAUUUAUUGUAUUCUAAAUUGUAAGUCUCAUCGAAUCAUCUUUAAAAGGUAUUAAUUGAAGUAGAUGUCUGAAACUACCGUAUGUAUUUUAACACAUUCAUGCUGUUUUCAAUAAAUUCCAAAUGAAGUUUAAAUUAAAAUUUGUUACCAAA
This is a messenger RNA of Nilaparvata lugens (brown planthopper), 3418 nucleotides long. RefSeq names its product cathepsin O. The coding region runs from base 45 to 1106 and encodes 353 amino acids. Gene Ontology annotation, molecular function: cysteine-type endopeptidase activity. The record is from RefSeq and is a predicted model, not a curated record. Gene Ontology annotation, cellular component: lysosome. The transcript is spliced from 7 exons. Lineage: Eukaryota; Metazoa; Arthropoda; Insecta; Hemiptera; Delphacidae.